Molecule: messenger RNA, 3519 nt
Organism: Trichoplax adhaerens
Lineage: Eukaryota; Metazoa; Placozoa; Uniplacotomia; Trichoplacea; Trichoplacidae
Exons: 20
Coding region: 1-3519 (1172 amino acids)
Biological process (GO): regulation of centriole replication
Cellular component (GO): centrosome; centriole; cytosol
Source: RefSeq, a predicted model, not a curated record
AUGACCAAAUCCAAUGAGAAAUAUAUCAAUCAUAUUCAAGAGGCUGAACACCAAAAAGCCGAACGGGAGCGAAGACGAAAACUACGCUUAAUUCAGGUACGCCAACAAGAGAAAAGAAUUGCUUCUCAGUUAAGAAAAAAGUUUCAAGAACGGCGUGAUAAUGAAAUUGAACUGAUAACAAAACAUAUACAGGCCAAAUAUCAGAAAGAACAAGACGUGAAACUACAUAUAAUAAAGCGUACAUAUCAAAAUAGUUUAAGUAACGUAGGUCAUGGACAUAACAUGGCUACUCAGGUGGUAACAGCUGAACCGAAGCAAGUUUCAUCUGAUGCAAAGGCUCGGGCAUUAAUUAGGCACAAAAAAGCGCUUCAACAGAUACAAGAAAUUAAAACAUCUACUGCAGAAGAAGAAUCUCGACGUUCUGAAGCCAAAAAAGGAAUCGUUGAAAAGCAGCGUCAACUGGCUGAUUCGAUGAAAAAGAUAGAGCCUGCUACGUCUGAGCUAAUUUUGGGCUAUGCCUCAACACGUUAUCAUCUGCCUGAACGUUACAUUGAAAGAGAAACAUUUAACCCUGACCAGGAAAAUGCAAUGCGUGCUGCUGAACUGGAAAGUACACGAAUGGAGCUCCUAAAGAAAGAAAAAGAGAAAGCUCGACACGAAUACAAUGAGAAAGCACGACUGCGAUAUCAUAGUGCUAGAACGAAAGUACUUUUACAGCAGGAUUACGACGACCUAAUAUCAGAGCUGCAAGAAUAUGAUCUCUUGGAUAGACAAAGAAGACAAAAUGCUGUCUCGAAUUUACCUGUCAAUAUAUUUCAACCUUUAAAUCAUAAGAUUGAAGAUGAUGCAGAUAAGCAAGCAAAAUUAGAAGAGCAAUUUGAAGAUCUGUUUUCUGCAGACAUUGAUUUAGGAGACGAUCGCUUACUAUCGAAAUUUAAGUCUGAUUCUUCAAUCAGUGAGAAUCUUGAUAAAGAACACGUUGAAAAUGACUUACAGCAAAAUGAUAAUUCAGGCUGUUCUAGGCAGGAUAGUGAGGAUACACAAGAAAUCAAUGAGAACGAGAUGUGUGACUUGAAGGAAAAUACUGAAAUGGAUCAAACCGAUCCAAUGAAAAAGCUACUAGAAAAAAUUCGUCUUCAAAGAGAAUCACUAAGCAGUAUCGACUCCAAGACGUAUAAUUAUCGCGCUAAUUUACGUUUCGAUUUUAAUUUUAACAACUUUGAACUUACUAUAGCAAAAAAUAUAUCUAGAAACACAGAUCCUGAGAAUGAAAACACACACUCCUCACCAGUAUACCCUAGUAAACCAAAAACUGAAAUCACCGAAGAAACUGAAAGGCUUAAUGAAAUCAAAAGAGACGCUGCAGUCAUUACUGGAAGUGCUGACGACGCCGAAGAGGGUAUUGAAGAGUCUACUGAAGAUGACAAAACUGAGUCCGAUUAUAAGAUUAAGAUUGAUAGGCUGUCUAUGCAAGAUAAAAAGCCUGAAUCAGGUACCUUGACUAUUGAAAAGCAAGAGCAAGCGCAGGAAGAUUUACAAAAGAAACUUUUAGAAAUACAAUCUCGUAAUCUUGCGUUGGAACAGCAGCAAAGGCAACUACAGAAAGAUAUCGAAGAACAACAGCAACUGUGGGCACGACAGAAAUUGCUGCAAGAACAAGAGCGAGAUUCCGAAAUCAUUUCUGGUCUUAGGCAAAUUACGCAAGAUGAAAGCGACAGUUUGCAGCAACAAAGAUUUCAUGCACGAGAAAAAUUGCUUGAAACGAAUAAACCUGACAGUCAGGUAGAAACAGAUAUUAAGGAAGAUCAAAGGCAGUGGGCACAACAGAAGCUAUUAGAGCAAAAGAAGAAUUCUGAUGUAGAUGACAUAGGAGGCGCUAUUAUUUCAAGCGUUACAGAUACUACUUGUAACGAUAUUGAAAGAGAAAAUAGUAGCCUAGUAAUUACUAGUGACAAAGUGAAACAGUACCAAGAAAGUAUAUUGAAUAGCAGCGUCACGAAUGGACGGUAUAAAAUACUAGGUUCCGAUCGAAUUCCGUUGAAUAAUUCUGUAACUGCAAGAUCGAGUAACAUCGCAGAGUUAGAAGCUAAGCUAUUUACUGAGAAGAAGGAACUCGAAGAUUUAAAAUAUCAGCUAGAACAUCAGCGCCUUUUGUACAACCAAGAAAAAGGAUUAAGGGACAAAAAUGUUGUAGCUGAUGGCAACCUUAGAAAUGAUGUUGAAAGCAAAAAACAGACAGACUCAUCGAAAGCAUGGUUUGAUGAAUUUAUCGUCGAAGAUGCAGUUAAUGAACAUGAGCCGUUGCUCGAUCCUGCUGUGCCAUUAGCAAAUGAUAAUAUAUCCAAUUAUUAUAACAACGUCAAUUUAUCGGAUCGCAAUAAUGUGAAUGAUAGUGAUAAUAAAAUUCAGCUUCAAAGACUUGGAGAAGAAUUAAAUUCUACCUACAGGCACGAAAUAAACAUAAAACACCACAAUCCCUCCAGUACAAGUCAGGAUAUCACUAGCGAUAACUAUGGCUUCAUGUUAUCCCCUGUUCCAGAGGAAGAAGAGGAAUCUGAUUUAGGUGGUCAUUUUUCACUUGACGCCCUUGAUGACGAUAGUAAAAUAAAAAACAAAGAAAUAAUGAUAGAUAAUUUAAAUAAACUAUCGAACGACGGUAACCUAUCUUCACCAGCAAUGCAAAUAAUAUCCGCUUAUAAUGCCAACAAUGAAAAUGGUACCACUUUAGAUGACAAUCAGCACCAACAACCGCAAUUGCAAGAACUUUCAGAGAAAAUAGAGGAUUUGAAUGCCGAUUUACAACUUGAGCCAGAAGCAAGACUUAGUUCCUAUACAAUGUCAAGUGAAACUAGCCCAAGCUCAGAGUCUGAGCAUGCGUCAACGAAACACCUACGAGAAAAUCUAAAUACAGACGCUUUGACUGAUAUUCAAAUUUCAUUUGGCGGUGUGUUUUCCUCCUACCCUUUAAAUAGCCUAGAUCCUGCUGACACAAAUGUAAGUCGCAAUGCUAUUUCAACAAAUACUACAAAAAUGGUAGAAGACAAUCAAACUGCUGAAGGAUCUACUGCAAAAGUAUUGUCAAAUAAUUCUAAGAACAAUUAUAGCUCUGAUGUACAUACAGACGAAUCAAGCAGUACGCUGUUAGCUAAAAAUGAGAAUUUAGAAGAGCGACCAUUGAUAAUUUAUGGCGAUUGGCCUGGUGAAGAAAGCGAACCUGCAAAGCAGACUCAACAUCUGGAAUAUGAACAUGCGGAAAAUAACAACACUGAGUUCACAACGAAUGAAGUUGAUGAUGCUGAUUAUAGUAUCAUGUUAAACGAAUAUAAUGAUAUGCAGCCUUUUCGGAAAUUUUUACAAGAAAAAGAUACACCCUGGGAUGCCACCUCUGAGCCCAGUAGCCACGAAGAGGGAGACACUAACGCAAAAGAAGUUACUUUACAGGAUGCAUUUCUAAGAAGGAAGAAAGGUUUUGUUAAAAAUUCUACAUCCAGGUUAAAAGGUUUGAAGAAAAAAAGGUAA